Messenger RNA from Penicillium alfredii, 1722 nucleotides. RefSeq names its product putative serine peptidase, family S28. Gene Ontology annotation, biological process: proteolysis. The record is from RefSeq and is a predicted model, not a curated record. Gene Ontology annotation, molecular function: dipeptidyl-peptidase activity; serine-type exopeptidase activity. The transcript has 3 exons. NCBI's taxonomy places the organism in Eukaryota, Fungi, Ascomycota, Eurotiomycetes, Eurotiales, Aspergillaceae. The coding region runs from base 1 to 1722 and encodes 573 amino acids.
AUGCGUGUGUCUAUCUUUACUCGCGUUGCCGUGGCCCUGGCGGCGUUGUCGGGCCAGGCGGCUGCUAUGGGGCUUUCCACGACGCUGGCCAGGCGGGACUUGAGGCUCUCUGCGGAGAAGGGAAUCAAUCCGGAGAUGUUCAUGAGACUGCGGGAUUCGGUGCAUGCUCAGGUCACGGAGGGUGCAGGGCCGGCGGUUGCUGAGGAAUAUGUCUCGAUUCCGAUUGAUCAUGCCAAUGCCUCCGUUGGUACCUACCAGAACCGCUACUGGGUCUCUGAUGAGCACUAUCGGCUGGGAGGCCCGGUCUUUGUGUACGAUGUGGGCGAGUCGAACGCAGAGAGUGCAGCCGAGCAUCAUCUGGCGAAUGACACUUCAUUUUUUUACCACAUGCUGGAGGAAUUCGGUGGCAUGGGUAUUGCCUGGGAGCACCGCUACUAUGGAAAAUCCCUGCCUUUUCCCAUCAGCAAAGACACUCCGCCCGAGCAUUUCCAGUACCUGACCAACAAGCAGGCUUUGGCUGACAUACCGUUUUUUGCGCAAAACUUCAACCGCAAAGAAUAUGGCCGCGUUGACUUGAGACCCGAUGCCACGCCCUGGGUGAUGGUGGGAGGUUCCUAUGCCGGCAUGCGAGCAGCUUUCACCCGCAACGAAUACCCCGAAACCAUUUUCGCUGCAUAUGCCUCGUCCGCGCCGGUGCAGGCGCGCAUUGAUAUGAGCGUCUAUUUCGACCAGGUUUAUGCCGGGAUGGUGGCCAAUGGAUAUCUUAAUUGCACCAAGGAUUUGAGAGCGGCGAUGCAGUACAUCGAUGGCGAGCUGGCCAAGAAUGCCUCUGCCGCGGCAGCCAUCAAGCAGCGUUUCUUCGGCCCCGGAGCAGAGAAGAACGGUCAUGGUGAAUUCACGGCUGCCCUGGCGGGCGCCUACGGGUUCUUCCAGGCAUAUGGUGUUGGCGAGGGCGAUGGCAGCAUUUCAUCGCUCUGCGAGCACCUGGAGGUCGACCCGACCGGGAAAGUCGCAGGGCCGCAUGGAUUUGCGCCUGUUCGGGGCAGAGAGUACGUCGCGAAACGAUUUGCAUCGUGGCCGAUCUUCACGGAGCUGGUCAACUUCAACUACGAGACCAACUGCAACCAGUUCAACCAAAGCGCGCCGCUGUCGUGCGUCUUGAACCCGCCGUCGGUCGACCCGGACAACAUCAGUUGGGCGUGGCAGUACUGCACGGAAUGGGGGUAUUUCCAAAGCAAUAACUUUGGACCUCAUUCCUUGCUGUCUCGGUACCAGAAUCUCAACUAUGUCCAGCUCACCUGCAACCGCCAGUUCCCCGAGGCGGUGGCCAAGGGCCUUCUCCCCAAAUACCCUCGGGCCGACGCCAUGAACAACGAGACGGGCGGCUGGACUAUCCGCCCAUCGAACGUGUACUGGAGCGGCGGAGAAUUCGACCCGUGGCGCACAUUGUCUCCCCUGGCCACGCAAGACUUUGCCCCGCAGGGAGUGUCUUUCACGACGGAUAUCCCCAAGUGCAAUGUGGAGACGGGGCCGGGGACGGUGUUCGGGUACAUUAUGGAGAAUGCGGAGCACUGCUUCGACAUGCAAAGCACCUUUGCGCCGGGGCGGAUUGCCAACGCGUACUUUCACGAGGCGUUGAAAGUGUGGUUGCCGUGCUUUCAAGGGAAAAGGGACUGCGGCCAUUGGGGAGGAUUCGGGAUAGCUGGGGCUCGCCAAGAGUGA